AUGAUAAAUCAAAUUGCAUUUGUAUUGUGUUUAAUAACAUUCAUUAUCUGUUCAUUCACAUGUUUAUUUUCAUGUGCUAUAUUACUUUGUGUUAUUCAUCAUCUUUAUCAUCAUCGUUUACAACAAAAAGAACGAAUAAUUAUUAUUCAUUGUAUUAAUAUUUAUUCAUUAGUUUCGGCCUAUAUUGCAAUAGUAGCAUUAUUUAAUAUUCAAACAGUUUUAGGAACUUUAUAUGGAUAUAAUUUCAAUUCAUCAUGGUGUACAUCUUUAGGAUAUCUUGCUCCUAUUCUAAUCGGUGGAAUAUAUUGGGCUUUUGUAAAUCAGGCAUUCUUUCGUCUUUGUCGAGUUGUAUAUCCAAGUAUACGAUGGCUUCAAUCAUAUCAAUUAUAUAUUAUUUUACCAUUCAUAGAAUUGAUGUUAAAUUGUAUUUUAAUGAGUCUAGUUCUUUUUGUGCAUGAAGUUGUUUAUCUUCCAAAAGACUAUUAUUGUUUUGUACCAUUUACUAAUGUGUAUAGUAUGCUUUGGCUUGUAUUUAAUGGUUAUGGGAAUCAGAUUGGAGUAUUAUCAUUUAUCUAUAUACGCAUUACAAGUUUUCUUCGUCAUCAAACAAAUAUUCAAACACGUAUAGUUAAACAACGACAAGAACGUGAUUUUCUCAUCAUUCGACGUAUUCUCUUAGUUGUUGGUGUUUUAAUAAGUCUUGGAAUCCCUGCUAUGGGCUUUUUAAUGAUGGCAUUUAUUACACAUGAAGAACAUCCUCUUACGUUCCCAAUUUUUUGGUUUUUUAUUAGUAUAUCAAUGAUAAGCAUAUGCUUAUCAACAAUUAUUUUUACACCACAAUUGAAAAAGAUUGUUGUUAAAAUAAUCCAACAUAAUCGCGUUAUACCUGCGAAUGGCAGUUUGAUAGCUUCGAUUCAAACGAGAAAAUGA
Adineta steineri is the source of this 930-nucleotide messenger RNA. NCBI's taxonomy places the organism in Eukaryota, Metazoa, Rotifera, Eurotatoria, Adinetida, Adinetidae. The record is from the annotation of a GenBank genome assembly.